AUGAAAAUUUCAAACAUCUCUGAUUAUGGGAAUAUUUCCUCCUCGCCAAAAACCACAAGUCAUCCACCAACAGGUAUAACAACCGCCUCACAAACAAUCAACAUACUUGUGGCAACCGUAGCCAUUAUAGGAAACACACUGGUGAUUUUAGUGUUCAUUCAAGACAAGAAGCUACUAAGGAAAUCCUAUAACAUUUUGAUCCUUUCUCUGGCCCUAGCUGAUGUGCUGACCGCCGUAACCUUGAUCACAAACCCAGCUUUGGUUCUUGGUGAGGCGUUCCCCUAUCCAAGUAAUCCAUUUUGGGGGGACAUUUUUUGCCGAGUGAUCUGGAGUCGAUCGUUUCUCUUCCAGCUUGUAGUAUUCUCUGCGUACAUCUGCUUGGCGUUAAUGACGGAGCGAUGGUACGCUGUGAUCAGACCACUCAAAUAUAGUGACACUUUCAACAAGAAGCGAACUCUCAUUUACAUCUUGGUUGUUUGGCUAUGGUCGCUAAUUCUCUGUUGUUCCACUCUAUUCGAAAUAGAAUACGUUUCAUCUUAUCCACCAACUCGACCCUGCAGAUGGCUGUUGCUUUGGGGAAAACAACGUGCAUUAGUGGGGAUAAUUCAAGUCUUCUUCAAAAUGGUUCUUCCAAGUUCCCUUAUGCUGGUUUUGUUCAUCCACAUGGUGUACAAGACCAGCAAAUCUGAUGUAGCCUCAACAGAAAGCAGGGCGAAACUGCGCGGGAAAAUGACGCGAAUGAUCGGUUUCGCUUGUUUUAUGCUGAUCAUUUGUUUUGCGCCCAGUCAGACAAACUUCGCGUUGGCCAUGGCGGGAAUAACGCGUCUGGAUUCCAAACUACACCACGUCCUGUCCCUCCUGGUUUUUAUCAACAGCUGCUUGAAUCCGUUCAUAUAUGGGAUGAGUAACCAGAAUUAUCGCCGUGGCUACCAAAAGAUCUUUGGUUCUCUCAUGUGUUGCCGAAAAUUGAAUAGCAGCAGUAACAUGAUUACCCCAGGCUCGUGUAAAAGUAGAAGUACCGAGCAUGAAAACGCGCAUGAAAAUGGCGGAGAAAGCUGCUUUUACUUGUCUGAGAGGGACACUUAAUUGGCGGAAGCAGAUAGUUGGUACUCUUAAACUCGGCUAAUGAUGAUGAAAUAAUAAUAAUAAUAAUAAUAAUAAUAACAAUAAUAGUAAUAACAAUAAUAAUAAUAAUAACAAUAACAAUAAUAUUAAUAAUAAACUUCAUGGGCAGUUUUGGAGGAACACAGCAGAAGGAAGAGAGCAAAAGACGUGGGAGUCGCUGAAAAAGGACAAACUAAAGAAGGAGACGGAGGGUAUGAUUAUGGCGGCACAAGACCAAGCCUUGAGAACUAAUUUGGCAAGCAAAAUGUGUCUGCAAAGUAUAGGAUGUGCGGAGAAACUGAUAAGACAAUUAGCCAUAUUGUAUCGGAAUUCAAGAAACUUUCUCACAAGCAAUAUCGAUAUUGGAGGCUCGACAAGGUGGCGCAGGUGGUUCAGUGGGACCUAUGUGGAAAGCUGGUUUAUGACAGGGAUGAAAAAUAGUACAACUUCAUGAGUCACAUCCACUACCAACAAGUUGCAGUGGGACUUCAAAAUACACACAACACAACAUUCAAAAUACAAUCAACACAACAAGACUGACAUUGUGGUAUUGAAUAUGAUUGAACGGAAGUUCCUGAUUAUUGAUGUUGCUUGUCCAUUUCAAAUGCUAGUGAAAGACAGAGAUAGAGAAUAUUGAGUACUACCAAACGGAUAUGGAAAUUGCGCAGAGUAACUGUGGUUCCAGUCAUAAUUUGAUACAUUAUGAACUGUCUCGAAAGGCAUAGAAAAGUGGUUAGCAGAGACUGGUGUCACAUUCGUUUAGAAUCAUUGCAGACAGCAUGCUUACUGGGUAGAGCCAGAAUCCUUUGCAAAAUUUUGGACACAUAAGGUCACGGGCGGUGACUUGUUGUUCAAGGAAGACUCCAGCAAAACAUUCAGAAGGUGUGUUUUAUGAGGAUAAUAAAAAAAGUAAUAAUAAUAAUAAUAAUAACAAUAACAAUAACAAUAACAAUAACAAUAACAAUAAUAAUAAUGAUAGAAAACAUCAAGAAAGUAUCAGAAAGAGCUACUGUGACAGAGAUCCAAAAAAUCUGCAUGCUGCGAUCUGCACGAAUCCUCAGGAAGAUGCUUAGUGUAUGA
Messenger RNA from Porites lobata, 2184 nucleotides. The record is from the annotation of a GenBank genome assembly. Lineage: Eukaryota; Metazoa; Cnidaria; Anthozoa; Scleractinia; Poritidae.